ACGGGGGUGUCGAAGUUAUGUUCCAGCAGCUUCGCAGUAGGAAUUCUGUGAAAGCUUAGCUACCCCUUUUAACGACGUUGCUGGAGUUCUAUUGCAGCAAGACGCAAUGCGAACGUGGCAAAACGUUUCUUCGAGGGAGUUGCGUCGUCGACGAACCUGGAAAAGUGUUACAUAGCAAAUCAUUCAUUAGCGAACAACACUCAUCGACCAUGUCGUGGUAUUCGGUUAACGUAUCGUGAUAGUAACUAACAUUGGCGAGGGACGAUUUUUUCGUACAGGAGUUACGCUAUCAAAACAAAAAAGAAGGAAAAAAUAAAUAAAUAAAAAAGAAUAAAAAAAAGAAAGAGAAAGAAAUAAUAGAAAGAAAUUCCUUGUCAUACAAUUAUUCUUGUAUAAUAAAGGAAAUUGUUGAAUUGUUUACCCGAACAAGGUUGACCGUAUGUUCCCAUAUGAUCAAUCGUCGCGAUCAUCAUCUCUCGUGAAUUGAAUCGGUUUUUACGUUUACUACUGUAACAAAUUGAAAUGUGUGGAAAGCUAGAAAGUGAUUAAAGAAAAUUUUUUCAUCGUACCGUGCGUGGGUGCAUCGUUCGUCUGCGUACGAGGAAAUUUUAUAUGCCGUGGGCAACGUCGACGUAUAUGAUGAAAUUACAGUUGCUUGUAAUCGAAACGGAUUACUGCUGGAGGAAAGCAUUACUCAGGAUGGUAUUGGACCCCAAGGUCACGAGUCUGCAUAGCGAUUACGGAAGUUUUGAUCGACCAUUGGGUGGUGGGGAGGGUCACGAGAGGGACGUGGAGGCGGCUGUUGAUGGGAGUAGCAGCGGAAUGGCACAAUCGAGUGACGUUUAUCAAAGGCAACCUCUUUUACCUGGUGCACCAACUAAGAGUAAGGACAAGUGGUCGUCCGGGGUGGCUUCCGGCUCGGAUUAUUACGAGGACGACGAGGAGGAAAAAAUCGACGGUCUUGGACGUCAUCCAGGAAUAACGAAUGGACCAGGAAGCGGCGUCGUUAAAAUCGACAUACCGGCGCCGCUUCGCGAGGAGCCACGAUUUCCCAAAGAAAAAUGGAAAACUUUUCUUGCUUUCCUGUUCAUGGUCGUGAACUUCAUACUGACCACGGCCUCACUCGCGAUGGUGCACGAACGUGUUCCAGAUCGAAAUAACUAUGGCCCGUUACCAGACGUUGUUCUGGAUAAUAUUACUGCCCAAGAUUGGGCUCUUAAUGUAUCCGAAGUUCUCAUUAUGAUAAUGUCCAACUCGGCAAUGGUUUUCCUUAUUUUUCACAAACACAGGUUUAUCGUCGUCAGAAGAAUAUUUCUUUUGAUGGGCCUGCUGUACAUGAUGAGGAGCGUUACAAUGUACGUGACCGUUUUGCCGGUCGCAAGUAAAACUUAUUUCUGCAGUCCAAAGGCGAACAACACGAGUCCUCUUCUUGUUACCAAAAGAGUGCUGCAACUUAUAUCCGGUUUUGGUUUGUCGAUAAAUGGCAAACACACUUAUUGCGGAGAUUACAUCUACAGCGGUCACACGGUUGUACUUGUACUUAGUUACCUGAUUAUUAAGGAGUAUUCUCCGAGGAGAUGUCAACCGAUUCACUGGUUAGCAGGUCUUACGGUCUUUGUUGGCAUAGUUAUGGUAUUGGUAGCUCAUGGACAUUAUACGGUGGAUGUUCUUAUAGCAUAUUAUGUAACUACACGUUUAUGGUAUAUAUACCAUACAUUAGCAAAUAAUUCUUAUUUGAAGCAAAACGGACCAAAUAAUUUUCUGGCCCGGCUCUGGUGGUUUUCUAUUUUCAAAUAUUUUGAGAAAAACGUAGGUGGUACAGUGCCACGACAAUACAAUUGGCCUUUGCCUUGGCCUCGGAGAUUUCUUGCCAAGCAUCCUAACCGAGAUAGUUAAUAUCUGCCCAGGCUCCAAGAUAGAGACUGAUAAGUAACGAAAUCCUUCCUGCGUGAUGUGCUGCAUGUAUAUGUAUAUAUGUAUAUUUAAAUAUAUAUAUAUAUAUAUAUAUAUAUAUACAUAUAUGUAUAGAGAGGGG
Polistes canadensis is the source of this 2035-nucleotide messenger RNA. Its product is annotated as phosphatidylcholine:ceramide cholinephosphotransferase 2-like. Gene Ontology annotation, biological process: ceramide biosynthetic process; sphingomyelin biosynthetic process. Gene Ontology annotation, molecular function: sphingomyelin synthase activity; ceramide cholinephosphotransferase activity. Gene Ontology annotation, cellular component: endoplasmic reticulum membrane; Golgi membrane. Lineage: Eukaryota; Metazoa; Arthropoda; Insecta; Hymenoptera; Vespidae. The record is from RefSeq and is a predicted model, not a curated record. The transcript has 6 exons. Bases 613 to 1896 code for a protein of 427 amino acids.